UAUUAUAGAGACACCUAAUCGAAAAAAAAAAAUACAAGGGAGCAACAAAAAGUGAGAGAAAAUUGGAUUGUUCUAUUUGAGCACUUGUUGUGUUUCCACAGUUCCGCUAGAGGAAAAAGAGCCUAUAGAAGUGGAAGAAUGCCGAGGGUGACACCGAUUUUGCGCAAAGCUCGUAAAGCUCUUCAAGAUUCGGAUUUGGUCAAGGCCUUGCAGUCUGAGAUCACACACGAGCUCUCCUCCACUCCCUUUCAGGAUGACCAAAGUCGUUCUCCGGGGGAUUUUGUGGUGGAAUGGGACUCACCACAGUCCCAAGAUGUGGUUUUACGAAGAAAUUGUGAGUCGGGGGAGGAGGUUGCAGUCUCAGCGGUGCUUGGUCCAGUGACUUACGGAAAAGAGGGUGUGUUUCCAAGGGAUGUUUUGAUGAAAGUAUGUUUGAAAAAGCCUGGCCUGAGCUCAAUGUUGCAGUUUGAUUGUGGUGUUUUUGAGGGAGGUAAUGAAGGGUCUCAGUUUGACAUCCAUAAUGCCUAUUAUAUCCAAUCACCUACUUGUGUGAGCCCUUCAGACUACAGAGGCCCCUUAUUCAGCUCUUUGGACCCUCAAUUGCAAGAUGCACUCAAGGAGUACCUAGUUGCAAGGGGAGUAGGAGAAAGCCUGACCAAUUUCCUCCUCCACCACCUACAUAAAAAGGAGCAAGGUCAAUAUGUGAACUGGUUAAAAAUACUUGAAUCAUCAGUGGCAAAAAGUGAGUGACAGCUGAUGGUGGGUCAAUCAUACAUGCUUCAUUUUUUCGCAUUAAUUCCCACCUUGUCUCAAUUUAUCAACUGUCGUCUUUUUACUUUUACAUAGUUUGAGCUCAAAUUUUUAUCAUUUGCAAAUGUUUUUUUUGCUCAUUUUACAGUCUGAGCACAAUUAAAUUGAGUAAUGGAUCCUAUAAAAAAAAAUUUCUUUUUGGAGUAA
This is a messenger RNA of Quercus robur (English oak), 957 nucleotides long. RefSeq lists its product as uncharacterized. Gene Ontology annotation, cellular component: mitochondrial matrix. The record is from RefSeq and is a predicted model, not a curated record. Bases 139 to 750 code for a protein of 203 amino acids. The transcript has 3 exons. NCBI's taxonomy places the organism in Eukaryota, Viridiplantae, Streptophyta, Magnoliopsida, Fagales, Fagaceae.